This is a messenger RNA of Lactuca saligna, 1566 nucleotides long. Lineage: Eukaryota; Viridiplantae; Streptophyta; Magnoliopsida; Asterales; Asteraceae. The record is from the annotation of a GenBank genome assembly.
AUGUUGACAGGUGGAGGUGGUAGUGGUGGUGGUGAUGGUAAGGAAUCUCAACCCUCCACCUCAUCCUACAUAGAGUACUCACAACCAUGUCGUCAAUUCGAAUUUCCUGAGAUUCUUUUAGCAACCAAUAAUUUUGAUGAAUCAUUACUAAUUGGUCAUGGAGGCUUUGGAAAAGUUUACAAAGGAAACAUUAUAAACGGAUCAACCGUUGUCGUUUCUGCCAUUAAACGGUUGGAUUCCAUGUCCACUCAAGGGGCUACAGAGUUUUGGGCGGAAGUUGAGAUUCUUUCCAAGUUGCGACACUGUCACCUUGUAUCUUUAUUCGGUUAUUGUAAUUAUGAAAAAGAGAUGAUCCUCAUCUAUGAAUAUAUGCCUAAUGGAACACUCGAAGACCACCUCCAUAAACUCGAUACUCCUCUUUCUUGGCUUCAGAGACUCAAGAUUUGCAUAGGUGCUAGCCGAGGGUUAGACUAUCUCCACACUGGCACAGGAAUCGAGGUUGGGGUUAUACAUCGUGAUGUCAAGAGCUCCAAUAUUCUGUUACAUGAAAGUUGGGCAGCUAAAAUUUCCGACUUUGGGUUAUCCAAAAUAGGUCCAACGAAUCAGCCAUUGACAUAUGUCAAGACACUUGUAAGAGGGACUUUUGGGUAUCUAGACCCUCAUUAUUAUUCAACUGGAAGGCUAACAAGGAAAUCGGAUGUGUAUGCUUUUGGAGUGGUUUUGUUUGAAGUGUUGUGUCGUAAGCGUGCUGUGGAUACGCGUGUUGAUGAAAGUUUGGCAACAUGGGCUCAAGGUUGUAUCAAAGAAGGGAAUUUAAAGCAAAUAGUUGAUAUUAAUAUAAAGGAUCAAAUAUCCCCAAAAUGUUUGAAGGAGUUUGUUCGAAUUGCAGAGAGAUGUUUGCACAACAAUCCGAAGCAUCGCCCUACCAUGGAUGAGGUUGUGGUUGGUCUUAAUUUUGUGUUGACAUUACAACACAAAACCAAUACUACCAGUAGAACAAAAUUUGGAAGAAUGCUUCAUAUGUUUCCCUUCACCCUAAAGAGAGAAAAUUCUGCCAAAGUUGAUUCAAAUCUAUUAAAAAAUACCAAGGGAAACAGUGCAAAUGAUAUUGAUACUGCAGGGGAUGACAACAAGGAUUUAACGAUUCCUAUUCCAAGUUUAGGUGUAUCAAUGUUUUUUGAUUCGAAAAGGCAAGCAGAGUUACCUAGGUUAAAAGAGCUUCAUACACUGAAAGGGUAUGUUGAAUCAGUGAUUAAGUCCAAAGGCCUUGAUAUUGAAACAAUGCAACAAUACUACACCAUUUAAGUAGCCGAUAAGGCGAUAACACAAUUUUGGAACAACAUAAUCAGGAAUUAGGAAAGCACAAUUUUACACAAUGUUUUUUUUUUUUGAUAGCCAUGUGUGAGGUGUGUGAAUAAGCAAGCAGAUGAGAGUGGGAUAUACGCCAUCUGUAGUUGACAAGAACAAUGUACUAUUUGAUACUUGUAUAUCAUGCUUUUUUCCCGAUUAUAGCAAUGUGUUUGAAUAUUGGAUACUUCGAUUUCAACUAUGUUUAAUAGAUAUCCA